UGCUGUCACUGCUAUAGUCCUGUUAGGGAGCCGGCGUCGUAGUGCUUGGCGGUCACCACCAAGAGGACCUUGGUGGAGCGGUUUUGGGGUAGCGCAGCGGCCCGCUGCGCUCGUUUGCGGUCUCGCUCUCAAUUUGCAGCUUCUGACUUGCAGUCCACACCGUAGGGCGAGCGUGCGGGUCAGCGCCGCCGCCGCCUUUGGGCCUGGGCCCAGCCGCAGCCUCCUCCGCCUCAGCUGGCUGAAAGGGGCCGCGAGAUGCAGCCGCUGGGCCCACCGCCGGCGUAUUCCCCCUCCAACGGGGACUUCACCUUUGUCUCCUCAGCAGACGCAGAAGAUCUCAGUGGUUCAAUACCAUCUCCAGAUGUCAGAUUAAACCUUGGUGGAGAUUUUAGCAAAGAAUCUACAGCUACUGCAUUUCUGAGACAGAGAGGGUAUGGCUGGCUUUUGGAAGUUGAAGAUGAUGAUCCUGAAGAUAACAAGCCACUCUUGGAGGAAUUGGAUAUCGAUCUAAAGGAUAUUUACUACAAAAUCCGAUGUGUUUUGAUGCCAGUGCCAUCGCUCGGUUUUAACAGACAAGUGGUGAGAGACAAUCCUGACUUUUGGGGUCCUCUGGCUGUUGUUCUUUUCUUUUCCAUGAUAUCAUUAUAUGGACAGUUUAGGGUGGUCUCAUGGAUUAUCACCAUUUGGAUAUUUGGUUCCCUAACAAUUUUCUUACUGGCCAGAGUUCUUGGUGGAGAAGUUGCAUAUGGCCAAGUUCUUGGAGUUAUAGGAUAUUCAUUACUUCCUCUCAUUGUAAUAGCCCCUGUACUUUUGGUGGUUGGAUCAUUUGAAGUGGUGUCUGCACUUAUAAAACUAUUUGGGGUGUUUUGGGCUGCCUACAGUGCUGCUUCAUUGUUAGUGGGUGAAGAAUUCAAGACCAAAAAGCCUCUCCUGAUUUAUCCAAUCUUUUUAUUAUACAUUUAUUUUUUGUCCUUAUAUACUGGAGUGUGAUCUGAAAAAGACAUACUUGAGUGGAAAAAGAUGAUGUUACGUUUGCGUGUAGACUGGGAGUCCUUGCUGAGGAAAUUGGAGAAAACCUCUUGGUGAUAACAUUUUACACUUUCCAGAUAGAUGUACAGACAGGAUUAAGGUCUCCUAAAAAA
Messenger RNA from Trichechus manatus latirostris (Florida manatee), 1142 nucleotides. It is a transcript of the gene YIPF4, whose product is annotated as Yip1 domain family member 4. The transcript has 6 exons. NCBI's taxonomy places the organism in Eukaryota, Metazoa, Chordata, Mammalia, Sirenia, Trichechidae. Bases 256 to 990 code for a protein of 244 amino acids. Gene Ontology annotation, cellular component: trans-Golgi network; membrane. Gene Ontology annotation, biological process: endoplasmic reticulum to Golgi vesicle-mediated transport; vesicle fusion with Golgi apparatus. The record is from RefSeq and is a predicted model, not a curated record.